GGGCUGGGUUCUGGGGUUGCUGUGGGGCUGGGCUCGCUAUGGGGCUGCCCCACACACAGGUGCUGCAGAAGUCGCUGUCGGUGGUGAAGGCGCAUUGGAGGGAGCACCAGGAUUACGCCUUCGCCUGCGAGCAGCUCAAGUCCAUCCGCCAGGACCUGACCGUUCAGGGCGUCCGCACAGAGUUCACGGUGGAGGUGUACGAAACGCACGCACGCAUCGCGCUGGAGAAGGGUGACCACGAGGAGUUCAACCAGUGCCAAACGCAGCUGAAGUCGCUGUACGCCGAGAACCUGCCCGGCAACGUGGGCGAGUUCACCGCGUACCGGGUGCUGUACUACAUGUUCACCCGGAACUCGGGGGGUGAGUGGGGCCGGGACCCCUCCCCAAAUCCCGGGGGGUGUCUGGGGUAACCCCAACCCUGAUAGCCUGACCCUGAUAACCCAAGCACUGCGUGUUCACCCAGAACUCGGGGGGUGAGUGGGGCCGGGAGGGGGAUGUGUCCUGAGACCCCCACCCCAAACCUGGAGGAGGGGAGGGGGCUGGGGCUGAGCUGGCAGCGUGGGUGCGGUCUGCGCCUGACCCUGACCCCCCCCAGGAAUUCCAGGCUGAGGGCGCUCCUGGGACCCCCACCCCAAAUCCAGAGAUCAUAGGGGGGUCACCCCCCCCUUAUUCCAAUGCCCCCUCCCCAUACUGGGGUUCAGCCCCCCCGUCUCAAACUGAGGGGUCUCACGGGGCCGUGAUGUCAACCUUCCCGAGCCCCUCCCCCCCCAACAGGAGG
This is a messenger RNA of Numida meleagris (helmeted guineafowl), 778 nucleotides long. RefSeq names its product leukocyte receptor cluster member 8-like. Lineage: Eukaryota; Metazoa; Chordata; Aves; Galliformes; Numididae. The coding region runs from base 39 to 410 and encodes 123 amino acids. The record is from RefSeq and is a predicted model, not a curated record. The transcript is spliced from 3 exons. Gene Ontology annotation, cellular component: nucleus.